AUGGCUGCAUCGACAAGACCUCAAUUUGUAGAUCCUUCAGUUGCACUUCCGACUAUUGAUCCUACUUGUCAGAUCCGUCUUCUUCUCCUGUCCUCGAGCAAUGAACAGUGCUUGGUCUGCCGACUCAAAAUCGUUCCCAUUGAUGAGCCUCCACCAUACGAAGCCUUGUCCUAUGUUUGGGGCAACGCGGACGAACUGCAAGUUGUCACAAUCGAUGGAAAUGCAUUCAGAGUCACACAGAACCUCUACGCGGCCCUGAAGCAUCUUGUCCUCCCAGACGGCGCCGUCCGCGUGCUCUGGAUCGAUGCCAUAUGCGUAAACCAGGGCGCUGAGCAGAGUGAUCUGGCUGAGCGAAGCCACCAGGUCCGACUCAUGAGCCGCAUAUUUUCUGGCGCUACCGGCGUUGUUGCCUACCUCGGGAAGCCGUAUCCCGGACUUUUCGAGGCCAUGGAGUUCCUCACCGUUGCUGCGGGAGGACAGCAGUCACAUCUCGAUCGCCUUACUCAGAGCGGGAACUACAACGUUCCUCAAGUUUGCCGUGCUCUGAUAUCCUUUUUCACCCAACCCUGGUGGGGAAGGAUCUGGACGGUGCAGGAGCCCAUCGUGGCCCGCAAAGUAUCAUUCCAGUUCGAGAGACUCGAGAUCGAUUCAGACAUCGUUCGUCGCGGUAUCUUCAACAUCGUCACUUCAAGGAUACGAGCACCUUUUGAGUUUGCGGAGUUGGAUCCAACUACAGGAGAGAGCCUGUCUACGGCAUUUACAAGAAUGUCAAUGUUAUCAUUGUCUUAUACUGGAACAUCGCUUCUCAAUGCACUCGGGGCCUUCCAAAAUCGUAGCUCGGGAGACCCUAGAGACAAAAUCUACAGCCUGAUGGGUCUCUUCCCUGACUCUGACCAUGUCGUCAGCAUAGACUACACUAUUCCCGCGGAGCGCCUAUUUCAAGACUUCACGCUGGCCUGGAUCCAUAAACACCAAGAUCUAAGAGUACUCAGUCACCUCCACAAUCCAGCACGUCGAGUACACAGGGACAUGCCGUCUUUCGCUGUUGAUUGGGGUUACCGGCCCUCCAUACGCUCUAUCAAUGCAUUGCACAAUCGAAGUCUGAUCCAGAAUGAAGCAUUCGACGCAUGCACAGGUUCCAAAGCCAUUUGGCACCUCGAACCCGCGGGGCUAGUACGAGCAAACGGCUUCACAUUCGAUUCCAUAGAGGCUGUUGGCGCCAGGCACGUCCUCGAGUUUGGCGGUUCAUGGGCUACUAGGUUCAAGACAUUUCAAGGCAUCGUGGACAUGGCAAGUAAAAGAGGCGGAAAUGAUCGUCAAGGACAAGAACAGGCUCUCGCCGCCGUACUGCGCACCCUUUGCAUGGAUUGCAAGCAGGUGGCAGGGGUCUACAGUAGGUUGCGGGGCGAAGACGACGAGCGCAUGUUGAAAGCAUGGUGGGGCAACGCCUUCAAGCCAACUGCUCCGUCCCAAGCAGACAGACUCGCCGGCGAGGGCCACCCGAUAGAGACCACCGUGUGGAUCGCGUCGUUGGAAAGGAGUUUCGUCUUCACAGACGGUGGACACAUGGGCCUUGCUCCGGACUGGUGUAGGGAUGGGGACGCCAUCGCCAUCUUGGGUGGAGGAGCUGUACCGAUGGUCCUGCGGCCGGUGGGUGAAGUGGCCGCUCAAGGAGGCGACACACCGGUGUUUGAGGUCGUGGGCGAAGCAUAUGUACACGGCGUCAUGGACGGACAAGCUUUCAGAGCCAAGGGCGGGAGUGAAAGCGACUUUGGCGACAUUUGUCUGGUUUGA
Messenger RNA from Diaporthe citri, 1794 nucleotides. RefSeq lists its product as uncharacterized. Bases 1 to 1794 code for a protein of 597 amino acids. The transcript has a single exon. Lineage: Eukaryota; Fungi; Ascomycota; Sordariomycetes; Diaporthales; Diaporthaceae. The record is from RefSeq and is a predicted model, not a curated record.